AUGGCUUCUAAGGUGAAAGUAGCCAUUGUACUUUUUCUUGUGAUGCUAGUACCGACUUCAAGAGCAACGUCGGAUGACGAAGUGAUGCUCUAUUUCCCGGCAGUUAAUACGCCGAAUGCGGCUCCUGGCUGGUCGAGCCGAUACCUGAGGUCAACCGAAUCCUUGACAACGACCAAUGAGGGCAACGGCGAAGAGAGGGCAGCCAUACCGGAGUCUUUUGCCAAAUUGAAAGGGUAUUUCGAUCCCGUAACGGUGGCCAAAGAAGGCGAAACCAUGCCGUUGUUGAAAGAAAGCGACGCGCUUAACGAAGGAAGCAAGAAGAUGAACGUGCCAAUGGAAAAACUCAAGAAUGCUUAUAAAGUCUAUAAGAAGUGGUGGGCUACCGCCAUGAAUUCUAUCUUGCGCAAAGAUGACGAAGUCAAGCGUCUAGUCCAGAAUGUAAAUAACGAUGACAUUAAGUCAAUUAUAAAAAUUCUGGAAACGAAACACUUUCAGCGGUGGUACAAUAUGCAGAGAUCUGCGGAAGAUAUUCACGACCUUUUGGGGCUCCCUAAAGGCCCUGCCCUCUUAGAGAGCCCACUUGUGUGGGUCUGGCUGGAUUACACGAUCUGGGUCGGCAGAAAUAAAACCCCCGAGAAAACAAUUGAAUUGCUGGAGAAAAUGUUUGGCAGCAAUGUUGUGGUUGCGAAGAUGUUUCAGGAUGUUACAGGGGUUUCAACUUUCGAGAUGAAGAAUCAUGCGGCGAUGUUGAGUGAUCAGUUCUUGAAUUAUUGGCUUAAACCUGAACACGAUUUGGCACAACUCCGGACGAAACUGACACACGCAGGUUUCACUGAAGAAAGGAUAGCGUAUUAUGAGAAGAUUUACAAUCAGUACCACCCGGCACCUAAAGCAUCUGAAGGCCCUAAAGCACCUGAAGAAGCUAAAGUACCUGGGCCUGGACGAGUAUGA
This is a messenger RNA of Peronospora farinosa, 951 nucleotides long. The record is from the annotation of a GenBank genome assembly. Lineage: Eukaryota; Oomycota; Peronosporomycetes; Peronosporales; Peronosporaceae.